AUGGACGGCGACGGCGAGACGGCACCGGAACCGCGGUACCUACCGCACGAGCUCGUCUCGCGGAUCCUGCUUCGUCUCCCCUUCAAGUCGCUGAUGCGCUUCACCUGCGUCUGCAAGACCUGGCACAGCAUCAUCACCAGCGACCAGUCUUUCCAACGCGAGCAUCACCGCCUCCAAGAGCCGUGCGUGCUCAUCGCGCCGCUGAUAAAAAGCAACGACGGCGGCCCUUUUACUGUCACAAACAAAAAGGUCACUACCCCCGGCUUAUACCGGUGGGAGAAGAGCCAGAGCGCCGCGACCCUAGUUCAAGCCAUGGACUCCUUCCCUGCGGAAGAAGCGAGGCACAAGUUCACGCACUGUAACGGCCUUGUGCUGAUGCCGAUGGCCGGCACGGUGAGGGUGCUCAACCCGGCCACACGCCGCCUUCUGGUUCUGCCUGGGAGACCCCAUAUUGUCGUGCCCAAGCGGCUCUCUAGGCUCUUCCGAGAGGGAGGGGCGUUAGGUAUCGGGCAUGACCCUCGCUCCAACACCUACAAGGUUGCCCGUUUCUUUUACCGCUAUGUGGACGUGCCCGUGACAAGUGGUCGCAACUUCACCUUCGGGGUGGAGGUGUUCACCAUUGGAAGAGAUACACAUUGGCGUGAGACGGCGGUGCCACCGCCACACCCUAUCAUUGCAGGCCAAACAUCGUCCUUCUUAAAAGGCUCCUUACUCUGGACAAUAGAUGAGUCGCUUCUGGAGGGUGAUGUAACCGUCCGAGGUUUCCUUCGCUUCAGCUUGGAGGACGAGUCUUUCAGUGUCAUAGGAGCACCUCCUGGGUGCCCUAAGCUCCAGUACUUGGCAUCCAGCUUAGCUGAGAUGGGCGGUGAGCUGUACCUUGUUCACAAAGUCCCCGCAAGUCAUACUCACCUGAUAUGGGUAUGCGAUGAUGUGGAUGGCGACGAUCCGCCACGAUGGGUUCAACGUCAUGCCAUCAAGGUCCCAUGCUGUAUUCAUCCGGUAGGUGCGUUUGACGAUGGUAUAGUGUUCCAACCGAGAUCUCAUAGCAGACUGUUAUGUGUUGAUAGCGGAAGAACGGAGGGUUUCAGGCAUGUGGCUGACAUGCAUGACUUGAGAUAUCACCAUCCUGACACAAACACAUCUGUUGAGUACAGGGAAGAAAUUGUCCAUGCCUACGACAUAAUCCCCUAUGUUCCAAGCCUGGUGCCAGUUUAG
Molecule: messenger RNA, 1215 nt
Organism: Lolium perenne
Lineage: Eukaryota; Viridiplantae; Streptophyta; Magnoliopsida; Poales; Poaceae
Source: RefSeq, a predicted model, not a curated record